Molecule: messenger RNA, 4109 nt
Organism: Rhopalosiphum maidis (corn leaf aphid)
Lineage: Eukaryota; Metazoa; Arthropoda; Insecta; Hemiptera; Aphididae
Product: collagen alpha-1(III) chain
Exons: 10
Coding region: 181-3345 (1054 amino acids)
Biological process (GO): proteolysis
Molecular function (GO): serine-type endopeptidase activity
Source: RefSeq, a predicted model, not a curated record
CUGUUACCGUAAUCCCAGGUCAGUCUGUGAUCGUUGGAGAAAGUAUAUUACGGCCGUCCAAGUGAAGAGACUAAACACUGUCGAACUUACGUCUCUACCAUACCUUUAUUCUGUCACGAACGUCCCAACAGCGCAUUGGAUAUACUGAAAAGUUCAGCGACAAUAAAUAGCAACAGCAUCAUGAGAUUUUUAGUAACGGGCUCGUUCCUAUUGGUCGCGCUCGUCGUGCACGCGACGACUACGGAGGAAUGGUCAUGGGGCAAGGACAAGGCUAAAAACAAAGAGCAGAGCGUUACAUCCUCGGACUCCGGAGUAGCCGCGGACCGUGAAAGCAAGUCGAUAGAUUCGUAUUCGGCGUCCAACGACGACGGAAGCCAAGAAGUCGAAGUGUCGCCCGCCAACAGCACGGACACGCAGGGAAGACAUCUCAUCAGAGACAGACUUUGCGGCUUGGGUCUGAUGGAGUGCGACGACGACGAGUUGGUAGAACCCAAACGGUAUAUCGGUCCUCAGGAUUUGAUUUACGCGCAGCCCGUGUCGCUGAAACCGGUUGGACGUCCCAUCGCCGCCAUACCAGUCAAGUCGACCGGAUCACCGCUGUCAUCCGUCGGAUACGGCCCACCACGUCCCGUCCCAUACCCUGGAAGUUCGUCCUCUUAUGGUAGCGGCCCAUCGUCGUCGUACGGUAACGGCCCACCGUCAUCGUACGGCAGCGGCGGCCCGUCUUCGUUCGGCGUCGGCCCACCUAUACGUAACCGACCCGGCCCUGUGUACGGCAUCAGCAGCCGACCUCCACAGGUGUUCGAAUCCGAAGCCGCAGAGUCCUACCGGCCCAAGCAACCAAUCGUGAGCGGCGUGCCCUCCGUAACCUUGCCGGCCGGCGGCCUACAGCAGCACGUCCACCAUCACUACCACCACAGCGACGGCGUAGACGGAAUCAAAGCCGCGUCGUCUGUCGUUGACUCGGGAUUCGGGCCAAUCAGUGGCCCAAUCGGUGGCUCGCUUUACGGAGGCAGCGACGGUUCUCCAUCAUUGUACGGUCAAAGCAGCACCUUGUCCAACAGCUACGGCGGCAGCUUCGACAACUACGAAACUCCGGGUGGCCCACUUUACAAAAAACAGCUCAACAUCAACGCACCACCACAGUCAAAUUCCUUAAACGGACCAUACGCCGGUGACCGGUACCCGUCCUACGAAACGCCAAGAGCUGACAACUACGGAUGUUAUUGCGUACCGUACGAUCAGUGUCUGCCGCAUGAAGUCGCUCGCAAGGAGGACGGUAUCGCGGGUAUCGACCCGAGGAACUUACACCAACAAGGCAAGACCGACAUCGAAGCCAUCGGGCUAGAUGAGGUGGUAGUCACUGACGGCAAUGGUACCAUCGUGUCGCACCACAAACCGACCGCUGACGUGGCCACCGACAAGCAGGCCAAGGCACGCCGGCGCAGGGACGCCCCGCAGAGCAAACAAGACGCAGAACCGCGAAAAUUCGGGGGUCUACUCGGGGGCAGUUCAGGAGGAGGCGGAGCCGUGAACGAGGACUCUGACGACACCGGAAGUUCCGGCGUCAAAGUCCGACCCACAUUUGGAGUAUCUUUUGGACUACCUUCCGGCGGCGGUGGCGGCGGUUCCCCCUAUCCAAUCAGCCCCUAUGGUCCCAAUCCCUCGGUAAACCCGUAUGGUCAUUCCCUGGGAGGUGGUAACGGCCUUAACCUGGGCUUGGUCAGCGUUAAUCCACUAUUAUCGUUACAAGUCAGCAAAGACGAAUACGGAGAGAAAAUUGUCAAGCCCUGGGUGAACCUACACGUGACACCCAACGCGGGUCUAGUACACAAAGUCGGUGAUAUCGUGCAUAAACUCAAAUCACCACACUAUUACGGUGGUGGUUAUGGGCACCACGAGUACCCUCCUUCAUACCUUCAUCAACACAACCAUUACCACGUGCAACCUCCACCUCCACCACCUCCAUACUAUCACGGCAGCCCUUCAUAUCACGGCCCACCCAAACCAUUCUAUCAUUCCAAACCAUAUUACGGUGGUGGAUACGGAGGGGGCAGUUAUGACGGAGGUUAUGAAAGUAAUGGUUAUAGUAAUGGUGGUUAUGCACCCGAUUAUCACUCGUACAGAAACGAAGAAUAUGACAACCAGGGUGAUUAUGGUUCAUCAGGUCCAGGUGAUUAUGGUUCAUCAGCUCCCGGUGAUUAUUACGGCCAGCAGCACGACGAUUUCGAUUCGGACUCCUACUAUAGAAGUUCAAACAUAACCGGUAGUAAUAACAAUGGUAACAACAACGGUGGGUACAAUAGCCAUGACGAAUCGUCGUCGUUCGGCGCCGCGGGUAGUCCAAAAGUAUCUUUUCCCAACGACCGUCAGUCCACGGGGUCCGUUAAGUUCGUAGGUGGCGGCCAACGGCACAAAAGAGAUGUGGAAGAGCGUCAGUCAUCGUAUUCGGCUAGCGGCCGUUGCGGACCCAGACAAGUUUGCUGCAGACGACCGCCCGCACCGCCCAUCCACUCAGGUUCGUCUUCCAACUACGUCAGCGCCGGACAGUGCGGUAAGAGGAACACACACGGAAUCACCGGAAGGAUCAAGACACCGGCAUACGUGGACGGAGAUAGCGAGUUCGGUGAAUACCCGUGGCAAGUGGCCAUCCUCAAGAAGGACCCUCAGGAAAGCGUAUACGUCUGUGGCGGUACCCUGAUCGAUUCGUUGCACGUGCUCACUGCCGCCCACUGCAUCAAGACAUACCAUGAACAAGACUUGCGCGUUCGUCUGGGCGAAUGGGACGUAAACCAUGACGUGGAAUUCUACCCGUAUGUAGAAACAGACGUUGUCAACAUGGUUAUACACCGCGAGUUCUACGCAGGCACGUUGUACAAUGACCUGGCCAUACUCCGCAUGGACAAGCCAGUCGACUUUGCCCGAAACCCACACGUAAGCCCAGCCUGCUUGCCGGACGCGUUCUCUGACUUCACCGGACAACGGUGCUGGACGACCGGCUGGGGCAAAGACGCAUUUGGCGAUUACGGAAAAUACCAAAAUAUCCUCAAAGAAGUGGACGUUCCAGUGAUUUCUAACCGCCAGUGCGAAACGCAAUUGCAGCAAACUCGCCUUGGGUACGACUUCAAAUUGCACAACGGUUUCUUAUGUGCAGGUGGAGAAGAAGGAAAAGACGCUUGCAAGGGUGACGGUGGUGGUCCAUUGGUCUGUGAGCGCGCCGGUUCGUGGUACUUAGUCGGAAUCGUCAGCUGGGGCGUGGGAUGCGGUCAGCCUGGUGUCCCCGGCGUCUAUGUAAAGGUAUCUCACUACCUGGACUGGAUCAGACAAAUCACCAACAAAUACUAGAAUGAACGACGAAUCCAAGCGGAUUAUUAUUAUUAUUUUUUAAAUUAUUUAUUUUAAAUGUAUUAGUAUGCUUUACUAUAUUUUAUGGAAUUGUCGUGUCGAACAAAGAAAUUGAUUUUUUUACCCCAUGUUAGAUAUUUUACUCUAUUAAUAUUUAUUAAUUGUAUGUAGAAAGAUUCCUGUGUAAUAUACACACCGUAAGUGUAUUGCAUAAUAUUGUAUUGUAUAAUGUAUUAGUAGUUUGUUUCGAACAAUAUUCGUAAACUCGACAAUGUCGAGAAGACUGAUAGGGUUGUUUUUAUGAUUUAAACGGAGGAAUCUGAAAUUCUUGAUAAAUUAAAUAAAAUAUAAAUUAAUUUCAUUCGAAAACAUAACUAUUGUAUCUUGUAUGUUUUCUUCAAUACGAACCCCAGUAUAUUAUACUCAUGCGUGUUAUUAUAGUAAGUUACCAUUGAUUUUUCUACAUUAUAUUAUUAUUAUUUCACCACUUAAAACUAUGUAAGUAUUGUGCCACAGUGGUAGAAUAUAAGUAAAUAAUUAUAUUAUGUAUCUGUUUUUACACUAAUUAUGUACCUAUAAUGUUAUAAACUUUAAGUAUUAAUUGUUUAACAUAAUAAUAUUAUAUUGUAUUAUACAAAAAAUACUUAUGAUAAGACAACACCUACAACCAAUACUUGUAAAUAAAAAAUAACUUGUGCUCUUAACAUCUGUAUAAGUAAACGUUGUAUCUAUAAUACAUAUCAUUAUAGAAAUAAGUUUCUAUU